AUGGCUUGUAACUCUUAUUUAAAUGAACUUAAACUAUAUUAUACCGAGCAUUCGAUCCGUCUUUAUUUGUAUCAAACGUUUGAUGCGGCAAUCAAAUAUGGAAACUUUGAGACAUUGAAAUAUAUGGUCGAUAUGAUCAAACCAAUAGCAAGAUCGAGUUCCCAGCUAAUCGAUUUCAAUGGUCUCUUAUAUGAAGCAAGCGAGCAUUGUAGUUUGGAAAAAAUCAAAUACAUUUGUGAAGAAUUCUCAAAGAAGAGAUUGAAUUACUAUUUUGCUUUGGCGGUGGCACCGUUGUCUGGAGACAUCGAAAUAGUAAAGUACUUGGCUGAUAAACUUGCCAGUUGUGAAUAUUCAAAGAUUAGAAAAAAAGAUUACGAUACGUAUGGAUCUUUUGAUAAUGCUGCCAAGAUGGGUCGAAUCGACAUGAUUGAAUGGUUGGCAGAACAUAGAUCGCAAGACAGAGAGUUUAGCAGCAUGUAUUACGGUGCCAUUGAAGGUGGACAUCUUCAUGUCGUUCAAUACCUUCUCGAUAUCAAUGAGCCAAUCAGACAAGAGCCACACGAAGAACAUGGUACAUUAUUUGACUAUUCGAUCUUGUACAAUCAAUUGGCAAUAGCAAAACUACUACACCAACAUAACAUCAGAGAAUCACUCGAUACUCCAAUAGAUUUUGCAUCCUUAAAUGAAAAUAUCGAAAUGUUAGCGUGGCUCUCUGCAAACACGACUGUUACUGCCAGUGAGAGAGUCGUGGACAAUGCGGCAUUGAAAAACAACAUGGAAGUUCUCAAAUGGUUAAAACAACAUCGAACUGAAGGUUGCAGUCAUAAUGCAUUUGUAGAUGUGUGUAGAGAAGGUUAUAUCGAAGUUGCACAAUGGUUAUAUCGGAAUCAAACGAUAAUAUAUGAACCUAAUGAUGCAAUCAAUGCAGCCGUUGGCAAUGGUCAUUUAGAACUCGCCAAAUGGUUGUUUACAACUCUAAAUCAACGACCAUCCACAGCGGCAAUGAAUAAUGCUGCAGUCAAUAACCACAUUCAUAUGAUCAAAUGGCUGGUAGAUAAUUCAUUAUUCUCAUUUUCAACAACAGCAAUCGAUAUCCUAUCAAGAAGUGACAAUCUUCAAAUGAUAAAAUGGUUGAAUGAAUAUGAUCCAAGUGUAGGAUGUACAGAAAGAGCUCUAUAUAGUGCUGCAAGUCGUGGUCGACUGGAAAUCAUGAAGUGGCUUCGAGAGAACAGAACUGAGAUUUCCUGUUUGAAAAAACUAAAACAUGGAAUUUAUUCAGGUGGUGCAGAGACCAUCAAUUGGGCAUUGGAUAACUUUGCAAUCGAUUUGGAUGAAAUGGUAAACCAUUCAAGAGACAUAAAAACCAUCAAAUGGCUCCACGAUAAUAAUAUACAAGGUAUAUUCAAUGACAAGUCAAUGGAGAGUGCAAUCAAAGGAAUUCAAUUUCCAUUAGUAAAGUGGCUCUAUGAGAAUAGAAGUGAAUGUCAAUGUACUAUUGAUGGUUUUGUGGUCGCUAUUGAAACUGGAUAUACGGAGAUGAUCCAUUAUCUAUUGGGUAAACAUCCAGAGUUUGCCAAUCAAUUAUCAAAACCAAAGAGACAUCUAGAACAUUACUUUAAAAAUGAUGAUAUCGAGAUGAUUGAAUUCCUUUUGGAAAACAUAAAUUUCCCAUUGAAUAAACUAAAUAAGUAUCAACGAUCUAUACAAUCUAAGGAAUAUUCAGAUAUUUCAAAUCAACUAUUACAAGAUCAUAUCAAAAAGAAAAACGAUCUCUUUGGAUAA
Molecule: messenger RNA, 1782 nt
Organism: Heterostelium album PN500
Lineage: Eukaryota; Evosea; Eumycetozoa; Acytosteliales; Acytosteliaceae
Exons: 2
Coding region: 1-1782 (593 amino acids)
Molecular function (GO): protein binding
Source: RefSeq, a predicted model, not a curated record